AUUAAAGCACUUCCGCUGUGCCCCACGUUACUGGCUCGUUGGAAGUAGCAUCAGGCAGAUUAAAAGCAGUUGCUCUGCGGUUUCGACGGCGUUUUAUAAAAUAACGACACAUCCGAGCAUUCGCGAGCGGCACUGAGCGCCGACGUCUUUCGUCCGUUUAAGUAAUCGCAGUAAUAUCGCAUGUCCAAUAUACAGAACCUCCAGUCUUUCGAUCCCUUUGCUGAUGCAACUAAGGGUGACGACUUGCUCCCGGCUGGGACUGAGGAUAAAAUCCACAUAAGGAUCCAGCAACGGAACGGCCGCAAAACGCUGACCACGGUGCAAGGCAUCGCUGAUGAUUAUGACAAAAAGAAACUCGUGAAAGCCUUUAAGAAGAAAUUUGCCUGCAAUGGUACGGUGAUCGAGCACCCAGAGUAUGGAGAGGUGAUUCAGUUACAAGGGGACCAAAGGAAGAAUAUCUGCCAGUUUCUGCUGGAGAUCAACAUCGUAAAGGAAGAGCAGCUGAAGGUUCACGGUUUUUAAAAUGCUGGCCCCUUCAGGGCUGUCUAAAGGACUGCACCAGCAUGUAGCAAUCCUAGUAUAUCCAUGGCAGGGUUUUUGUGACCAUAUGCUAACAGCACUGACAGCAGGGUAAAACUUUAUAUUUUUGCAUUCACUCCAAGCACGUAUCUUCAUAAUGACCUCGAGCGGACCGCUAAUUCCAGGCCGGUCCGAAUUAGAUACUGAAUCUCUGUUGCUGAUGCUUGUGAACGUUUUAUGAUAGACACACUCAAUUGCACGGUAUCUUUUUAUCAAGGACAAUAAAGUUAUGUGACUUUGCACA
Molecule: messenger RNA, 823 nt
Organism: Puntigrus tetrazona (Sumatra barb)
Lineage: Eukaryota; Metazoa; Chordata; Actinopteri; Cypriniformes; Cyprinidae
Gene: eif1b
Product: eukaryotic translation initiation factor 1B
Exons: 4
Coding region: 181-522 (113 amino acids)
Biological process (GO): translational initiation
Cellular component (GO): eukaryotic 43S preinitiation complex
Molecular function (GO): translation initiation factor activity; RNA binding; ribosomal small subunit binding
Source: RefSeq, a predicted model, not a curated record